Messenger RNA from Cladocopium goreaui, 3216 nucleotides. The record is from the annotation of a GenBank genome assembly. Lineage: Eukaryota; Dinophyceae; Suessiales; Symbiodiniaceae.
AUGGCAUUUCUUGAUGUCUACUGGCAGGUGGUGCACGCCAUCAUGACUGUGACACCGUGGGCGCGCAUCUCUGAAGAGGUGCUGCGUAAAGCAAUCCUGGAAAUGUACACCAGCAACUCGCUCAUCCCAACCGGGAUUUCCAUAGAGGCAAUGGGAAACUGGUGUGAAAAGAUGGCAUUUUGCAUUCACAAAGUGGUACGGCGCUUUAGGAAGCUCUACACUGAAAGUCCUACCAGCAGUAAGAGUGCCAAAAUGCAGGCCUUGAAGGAUCGCUGCAUGAAAAGCGGUGUGCCAGUCUUGAAGCCGCAGGACUCCAGUGACUCUCUGGGCUCCACAACUCCUCGGUCCGCCUCUGCAACUGAUUUGGAAAAAGUCAGUCCUCCUCCGGUGGAUCUGGCCAAAAUUCUGCAAAGAUUACGCCAAAAAAGAAUCGAUUUGGCAGAGUCAAAUGCCGAGUCUGUGGAGGAAGCUGCGCCGGAGGUUGCCUCGAAGGCACCUGCUUCGGAUGAGACUGUCCGGACCCGACCUGUGGCAACACCAGCCAGAGCUCUGCCAAAGGACGCAGCUGUUGCGAACAAAUGGUUGCUGCCCAACUAUGUACUCCAGCAAUUGCAGAAAAAGGAGGAAUACGUUCGGCCUUUUGACACUCAGGGCGCUGAUGAUGGUGAGGACGUUGGUGCGAUCGAUGCUGAACUAGCUGAAGAAACGGCAGAACCGCAGAAAACCAAAGCCAAAAAAAACGAGACCUUUGCAGCAGAAGAUGAAGCAGCUUUGACGCAGGAAGCAGCUGGCAUGCCUGCAGCUCAGGCUGCAGAAGCUGAGGCGAAUGCACCUGCAGGGCCUGCUGCCGAGCAGGCUGAAUCUACAAAGCUCUAUGUGCCUGGCGGUGAAGCUCGCAAAAAAAUCAUCAAGGCUGCCAGGGCUGAGCAAGGCAUCAAACAUGCUGCAGCCAAUGAAUUGUGGAUGGCCUCUGACUUGAGGGCAUCGUACUUGUCAGAGAUGAGUCCUUCGGAAAUGAAGAAACGUCGAGUGGAAGCCAUCAAAGGAGUCUUUAAAGCAGAGAUCUGGGGCGGUCUCUUUGCCAUGGACUCUUCCAUGGCGAGGCCAAAACGUCACAUUUUGUGGUCCAACGACGAGAUGUUUUUGAAACGCCUGGUGGCGUUUGCUGGCACAGCAACGAAGGAUCAAUUGAACAACAUGACUGGGGAACCUUUGGUGAAGCCAUGUACCAAACCUGAUGGUUCAACGGGCUUUUGCGGCAAUGGCAACGCCAUGAAGCAGACUUACCAUCCUGCCUUUGGCUGGUAUUUGGCACAGUUGCUGAAGGAAAGUGUGUUUGACAAGUCCGACCUGGAACUGUUCAAGGCCGAAGCGAUGCAGUUGAUAAAGUACUUGUCCAACAGUAGUGACUUCUUGCCUUCAGACCGUUGGUGCAAGCCUUUGAAACGUGUCUUUAAGUUGGUGCUGCCAACCAGUGCCACUGUAAGCUUAGUUCCUGGUUCGGCCAUGGCUGGCACCGAAGAUGUCUUCAUGGAGGUGAUAAAUGAGCUCUCGGCUUCGUUUGGAGGCACUCCUACUGCUGAACAGUUGAGUGAGGCAUGUGACCUGUCUCUUGACGAAGCCCAGCAGGUCUUGUCAGAGUUGGGCUUGCUUCCUGGACGUAAUGCUCCCAAGGUCAAAGCCACCGCUGCCAAGGCUGCAGCUUCCAAGUCUGCAGCUGCCAAGUCCGUUGCUGUACCACCUCUGGCUGUUGGAGAUGAGUCUAAUGAAGAGGAGCAGCCAGAACCUGGGUCUCGUCUUGUGCGUGCUGUGCUCCCUGGAACUCUAGAAGUACCCAUGGAAGAGGAUGAUGCGACAGUACACCAUCCCAGUCCUGAACCUGCAAGUCCAGCUGAUCAUGGGGAGAAUGGCGAGACGGAACCUGAUGAGGUUGAGCUGGUUGAAGAAGCCUUCGCUCCUCGCCUGAUGCUGCCUGACAGGCAGCCCACGUCACAGGAGACACCGCUCAGUGGCAUGAAGCGCCAACUGAGCUUUACUGAGACCUCUUGCGAGAAGCGUCAGGCGCUUUCUUCGCUGGAACACCAGGACUCCCAGAGGUCGAUUGCCACCCUGCUGCGUGGGCAGCAAUUGUUACGCAAACAAGGUUUGGAGUUGGAUCUCCAGAACCCAGAGGCCUUGGAGAUCCGUGCUGGUUCUACGGACGCUGCAGCCAGUCCAGUUGAGACACCUCCUCCCACUCGUGCUCCGGAAUCUGCGCCCUGUGGAGAUACACAAGUCGAUGACGCCACGCAGGUUCCAAGUGCCAGUCUGGCUGGUGGAGUGCCUGCUGCUGAGCCUGAACGGUCUACGGUGCCAACCCUGCAGAUCCCUGACAAAGAGAUCACUUCGACCAACUUCAAGAAAGAGUGGCUUCUACUCGGCCGAGUGGCUGCAGGCCCCCGGGCCACGGAAUUUCCUCAAAUUGCCAAGGCAACCUUGAUUGAGGCCAUCGAGGCUACGUUUACUGUGGAGAGAUCGCAUGAGGGAGAGCAUGAGGGCACCAAAGAACUCCUGACGAUCGAUCAGAUGAGAAAGCGUGGUUGCAGUGAGGCAAAGAUAGCGGCCUGCGUAGCCAGGGGCGGCGUGCCUGACAAAGACUGUCCGUCAGAUGAAGCGUCUAUGCAGUUUUGGUGCCACUUGACUCAGAAAGAAACUACCCGAGACAAGGUGAAGGUCAAAACGAAAGCAACAGCCAAUGUUGCUGCUGGUACGGUGGUGGACGCGCUGGGUACAGGUUUCCCAUCCCAGAACUUGGUCCACGUUGCCAACCCUGCCCAGAUGAUAGCCAGUAGAGUUGCGGCUACUGCUGCAAGCUCGCCUCAAGCAGACAUGGCUUCGCCUGUGGUUUCAGGACGUGCCAAGGCAAAGGCCAAAGCCAAGUGUCAGCCCAAGGCAAAGGGUCAGCCCAAAGGCCCUCUUGGACUGGACUUGGCAGAGAAAAAUUUGGAGCAAAAGAAGGGACUCUUGCGUGCUGCCCUUGGUACUGAAUUGAAGAAAGAGCUGAACAAUCUGAACAGCCUCGUGUUGGACUUGCAGAGUUGUGACUAUGACAUGAAAGACGGAGAGAACGCCUUGAAGCAGCACAUGGCUGUCACUGCGUCCCGAGUCAAGCGUGCAGAGCUCACUGCUGCUCUGCGAGAGAUCCGGAAGUCAGCCUGCCACGGUAUUGCGCCUUGA